Parnassius mnemosyne (clouded apollo) is the source of this 1542-nucleotide messenger RNA. NCBI's taxonomy places the organism in Eukaryota, Metazoa, Arthropoda, Insecta, Lepidoptera, Papilionidae. The record is from the annotation of a GenBank genome assembly.
AUGAUUUCGUUUAAAGGACGAGAAAGUAAGAGAGGGCGUAUUUACAAAAUGUCAAGAAAUAUAGAACGUUUGUACAGAGAAGGAAAAUGUCGCGACUGUAAAGUUCUUGUUACUCGAAUGGACUUUGCUAAAAUUCUUGGUAAAUUCACCAAAGUCAAAAUUCAAUACGAAAGUAAUAAGUCACCUAAGACGAAAAAGUCUGUAGAGUCUAACGCAUCUAAUUCAAAUUCUAGACUAAAAAGCAACGAAAAUGGAAUGGUUCUUGUACGUAGAAAUACUUAUAAGCAGCACCCUGCAAAAGUGUUACAAACCCCAAAAGCUUUAAAAAUCCCAAUAGAUGUACAAACCUCAAAAUCUUCACAAAUAACAAAAGCUAUGCAAACUCCAAAAACCACAAAUAACAUUCUUAAAGAAAAUAAUUGUCUGAAAAAGGAUCAAGUAAUAGUAAAAGAAAUUAAUUAUGACUAUGGUAAGAAAACAUUGAAUUCUAAUUUUAAACAGUAUGGCAUUGUAUUCACAGUGCCUAACAUAUCAAAUAAUAACAAUCAGGAAAUAAAAACUAAAAUAUCCUUAAUUGAUCUUUUGCCUAACCUAAAUAAAAGUUUAUUACCCUCUGAAGAAUGGUGUAUUGAUUAUUUUCCAAAAAAUGAAGAACCCAAAGAUGAUAAAGUUUAUGACCGCAUAGCAGCUGAAUUGGAAGACUUAAUGUACAAUGAAAAACCUAUAGAGAAAUCAAAGUCUGAUGUGCCUGAAUCCAAAGUUGAAGAGUUUCCUUCAAUUAUGGACAUCUUAAAUGAUAAUACUUCAGAAAAUACUCUUAAAGAAAAUGAACUCAGUUCAGAACAAUUCAAAAAUAAUUUAGAAUCAAGUGAUGUGGAAGCGAUCCUUCUCGGUAAGUCAAAAUCUGAAAAUAAAGAUGCUGAGCCAAUACCCAUGGAAGUUGACAGUACAGAUGUAAGUAAAUUAAUUGAAGAUAUGGAUCAAUUAAAUAAUAUAGCUGACAGUAAAUCUAAAGUUUUAAACGAAGAAGCGCCCACAAAAUCUGAAGAAGCAAAUACUGCCGAAGAGGUAGAUAAUCCUCACAGCCCUUCCAUACUUGAUGAGGCCCUACAGAAAGGAAUUGAAGAACACUUACCAAAUGAAAAUCUACCAAAAGAUGACACCCCUGUGAAUAACAAUGUUGCUGAAUGUAAAGGUAAUGAAAACAAUGAGACUAUUUCUGAUAAUAAUGUAGAACAAAUUAAAAAAGAUGUGAAUCAUACUGAAGAAGUUUCCAUAUCUAAAAAUAAUGACCAAACUGAUAAGAGUAUCUCCAUUUUUAACUGUGUAAGUGUAACUCAUGUUAUAUUUAAAAAAUAUAUAAAUGGCAAAUGUUAUAAGUCUGUAAAAUGUCCAAAAAACUUAAAGUAUAGUAUUGAGUUAGAAGGAAAAUCAGUUGAGUUUAUAGGAGCACCGAAGUACAUUUCAAGUCUAGAAGAUUUACAAGUGUUGUUACAGAUUGUAGAUGAAAGUGAGCUUGAUAGCUUGUAUGUUUUACAUUAA